GGGAGGUAUCACAAACUAAAAAUUACUGUAAAAUUAAAAAAAAUAAAAUAAAAUAAAAAAAAAAUUUCCCUCUUUUCUCUCUCUCUCUUUCUCUUUUUUUUAUUUUUCAAGCACUUUUUUUUUUUUUUUUAUAUUUUGUUAAUUCAUCUUUUUGCCAAUGUCUAGAUUACCCACGACUAGCCAGAUUGCGACUACACCCAGAAGACUGUCUAGACAACCUUCUUUGGAUUUAAGAAAGAGAAAGACCAUAUCAGAAAAUGUACCACCUGUACCAACAUUAACUAAAGCCCGUUCACGCUCUUUUAUAGGGGAUCAGCAGCAUACUUAUACAGCACUCAACACACCACGAAGUUCACUGAUCUCCCCUACUUCACUACCACCACCAUCAUCAUCAUCAACAACAGCACCACUACCAUCAUCAGGUCCUCCCUAUAUCGGUGACCGAGUGGCAGUGGAUUCGAUGGGCAUUGUAGGCACACUAAAAUUCUUGGGUGAAGCUGAAUUUAAAGAAGGUUAUUGGGCUGGUAUUCAGUUGGAUAUUAUCGGCUCCGGUAAAAAUGAUGGUUCCGUUAAAGGCACGCGAUAUUUUUCUUGUCCUGCAAAUACCGGUCUUUUCGUUUUGGCCAACAAGUUAUCUUCAUUGGAUGGUGACUCCGAUUCCGUGCGUUCCUUGUCUCCGCCCGCUGCUCGCUUGUCUCUCAGUAUGGAUAAUCCUAGUUCAAGAGCGGCUCGUUAUAUCGGCAUGACCGCCAAUCAACUUGUUCAAACUACUUCACCUAAAAAGAAGACUCGUACUCCACUCUCUGUACGUUCCACAUCCACUUCUUCACUUAAUACCCCUCUCACCUCUCCCGUUUCCGCAAACCGAAAUAGUCUGCGUCGUUCUCAGCCUUUGGUUCAAUCUCCGACUCCCACACACCACUACAACAGAUCCAUUCCUUCUCCCGCCAUGACGCCUACCCAUCAUGCCGAUAAUACCGAUGACUACUAUCUACUAUCAGACGAUAAUAGUAUGCUCAUUACAGAUACACCUAUCCCAGAGAACUUGGCUCUUUCUAAAUCAUUAACCACUGCCAAUAACAUGCACUCGCCAUCCACUUCUUCUUCUUCAUCAUCUGAGUCCCCCCAUGAGCGUUUAGAGCGUGUCAUGGGUGAAGCUAUUGCUCAAGCACCCGAUGAAACUGUCAUGCGUUUACAGCAACUCCAGUUGCGUGUUCAAGUACUAGAAGCAGAGAACAAGUUUCUUAAACUCGAAAACACUCAAAACAAGACAGCCGAACAGAUCCUGGAACGAUCCAUGGUCCUUAACCGCAAGGAAGGCGAACUAUUUACGUUGGAAGGACACAAGACUAUUGUGGCAGAGAUCAAGCAAGCACAUGCGUUGGAACAGUCUACUUGGACAGAACAACAAGUGACAACACAACAAGCGAUCCAACGCUUAGAGACUAAAGUAUUGCAAUUGGAAGCCGAACAGGUCUCCUUACAGACCGAACGAGACAAGGCACUCUUUGAGAUGAGUAUGGUUCGAAAGGAAAAAUCGUUGGCUCAACAACGUGUACAUGAACUUGAGAGCAAGAUGGCUGAAGCUGAAGCUGCCACAGCGGCUGCACAGGCUGGAGAACGUUUACAUUUGGAGAAAUGGAAAGCUUUACAACAUCAGAUGGCAACCUCUCCUUCUUCUCCUUCCUCUUCUUCUCAACAAUACUUUCAACCCGGUCAUGAUUCAGACACGGUGGAUCGUCAAAUGCAACUGGAGAUGGAAAUGGAGGAAGUACAUGAAAAGAUGAGCUCUUUACGUGACGCUGCUCGUGCCAAGGACAUGUUCUUAACCACCUUAUCAGAACAGGUCGAAACCUAUCGUAACGGCGUAGAAGAAAAGGAACGUGAGAUUCGUCGUAUCAAGGCAGAUUCAGAACGUCAUUCUCGAGAAAAGGAUCGUCUUCUUUUAGAGCUCAAGGAAGUUGAAACCAAAUGGUUGGCGCAUGGUGACUGCAGUUCAAAGGAAUCCUUUGAUAAGCUUCGAUCCGAAUUCGCUGUAGCCAAAGAGAAAUACGCACAAGAGUCCAAGGAGGCACGAGAACGUAUCAGUCAGUUACAGGAUUCAGUAGAUGAAUUAAAGCGUGCUGGUAUGGAAAGUCUUGAACUGUACGAGAGUUCUGUUGAGAUGAACAGAGUCGAUCGUGAAGCCAUGAAUGCCAGUUUAGCAGACGAACGUCGUCGUGUUGCUUCGUUGGAACUGGAACGUGAGGACCUGCGAAAGGCUGGUUUAGAUGCUAUUGAAGCGUAUGAAGCCACCAUUGAAGAAAUGAAGAAGGAUCGUGCCGCUCAGUUUGAAGAUCAUGCACAUCGUCGUGAUACCUUGCAAUCCACCAUCGAGACAUUAAAACAAGAAAUCGAUCAACUCAUCAUGAAUGUCGAGACAGAAGAGAAACAUGCGAUUCUAAAGGAUGUGUGGGAGAGCGAACGUAAACGUUUGACAGAUCAAAUUGAAGCCUUGGAACAUGACAAGAUCAGUCAUGAAGCUCUCAAGGUAGAAACUGAAAUUCUAAAGGACCAAUCCAAGGAAUCCGAAAGAUUACUCAAGGAGAAAUCCAAGCUAGAAGAACAGUUGGCUCGUUUGCAAUCGGAUUACGAUGAUCAGUUGGCUUCACGUACCAAAUACUUGGAUGAAGUCAGAUCAGCGGUCGAAAGUCAAAAGAAGACCCAAGCUGAAUUACGUCGUUUGACCGAAACCAAGGAAAAACUGGAACGUGAUCUGCUACAAGAGCAACAGCAACAGCAACAGCAACAACAAGAGCAACCCGCUGUGGGGGGAGAUGAGAAAUUACAUCAGUUGGAAAUCGAUACGUUCCGUAGUGAGAUUGAGAAAUUACAAGCACAAAAUGCCAUGCUGCUUAAACAAAAGGAACAAGCAGAACAAGAAAAACAAGAUGUGACACAAUACCAACACUUGAUUUCUUCCCUCAAAUCCGAUAAUAAAAAAUGGCAAAAAGACCACGGUAAAUUGGAAGAAGCCAAUAAAAAGAUGGAGGUCGAAUGUAUGAAAUUGAUGGAAGAAGUCGAGAAAUUACAUGGUCAAGUUAUCAGUCAAGAUGAAAUGAUUAAGCUGGAUCCUAAUGAUCAAGCGACGCUCUUGUUACAACAAAACCAAAAGAAAUUGGAAAAAUUAACCAUUGAACAUACAACAGAGCUUAGAAAGACAAAAGAAAAGGGUGAGGCUGUUGAAAAGGAACAAAAGAGACAAAUUGCCAUGUUAAAUCGUGAUAUCUCUGAACUCGAAAGUUUGAUUGAAAGCAAGAUCUUUAAAGAAGCUGAUUUAGAGGAAGCGUUAGAAAAGGAACGCAAACAAGUGAGCAAGUUGAAAUUGAUGAUUGAAGAUGCCAAAGAAGAUAAAAAGCAUAAGAGCAGUUUAGCGUCUCCUCCCACAUCUAUUGUCAAAUCACAUCAUUCCAACGAACCUUAUUGUGAGAUUUGUGAAGUCGUCGGUCAUGAUUUAAUCAGUUGUAAAGCCGUGUCUCUAUCCAAGGGAGACUUGGAAAGACCUUAUUGUGAAAACUGUGAAGAAUUCGGUCUUCAUUUUACAAAGAAAUGUCCAAACCAAAAUGAAACUUAUUAAUUUAUUUAUUUGAUACCUCCCCCUUUUUUUAUUAUUUAUUAUUAUUUUAAAAAGAAAAAAAUAACCACUCUCUCUCUCUCUCUCUUUUUUUUUUUUUUUUGUACAUUCCUUUUAUCUCUCCAUCUCUCUCCACACACAC
Molecule: messenger RNA, 3755 nt
Organism: Mucor mucedo
Lineage: Eukaryota; Fungi; Mucoromycota; Mucoromycetes; Mucorales; Mucoraceae
Exons: 3
Coding region: 158-3616 (1152 amino acids)
Biological process (GO): microtubule anchoring
Cellular component (GO): centrosome
Molecular function (GO): microtubule binding
Source: RefSeq, a predicted model, not a curated record